Helianthus annuus (common sunflower) is the source of this 923-nucleotide messenger RNA. RefSeq names its product thaumatin-like protein 1. Gene Ontology annotation, biological process: defense response. Lineage: Eukaryota; Viridiplantae; Streptophyta; Magnoliopsida; Asterales; Asteraceae. The record is from RefSeq and is a predicted model, not a curated record. The transcript has a single exon. Bases 37 to 726 code for a protein of 229 amino acids. Gene Ontology annotation, cellular component: extracellular region.
AAAUCAUCUUCAACCCACACUACUUGACAUACAAACAUGACUUGUGCCAAAAACCUUCUACUCUCGAUCACCCUUCUUUCCAUCGGUUGCUUCACUCUCACUCGAGGAGCCACUUUCGAUGUCAUAAACCAAUGUCAAUACCCUGUUUGGGCCGCUUGGGCCUCUACCACGCCUGGUGGAGGCAAGCGGCUUGAAAAUGGUCAAUCUUGGCAAAUCACAGUUGCACCCGGGACUGCUCAAGCUCGUAUUUGGGGAAGAACUGGUUGCAACUUUGAUGCCAAUGGAAGAGGGAGGUGUGACACCGGUGAUUGCAAUGGAAUGCUCGAAUGUCAAGGUUAUGGGGCGCCACCCAACACUUUAGCUGAAUUCGCGCUUAAUCAAGACAACAAUAAUGACUUUGUUGACAUAUCUCUUGUUGAUGGGUUUAAUAUCCCUAUGGAGUUUAGCCCGGUUGGGGCUUCGUGCAAGACAAUGAGGUGUGCGGGUAAUCUAAAUGGCGAGUGCCCUAAUGAACUACGAACACAAGGAGGAUGCAACAAUCCUUGCACGGUUUACAAAACUAACGAGUAUUGUUGCACCAAUGGGCCGGGUAGUUGUGGACCAACUCCGUUGUCUAGGUUCUUUAAAGACAGGUGUCCUGAUGCUUAUAGUUACCCUCAAGAUGACCCGACCAGUCUAUUUACUUGCCCGGGUGGUACUAACUACAAAGUUGUGUUCUGUCCAUAAACUCUAUAUGAGAGUUGUAAACUAGUAAUGAUAAAAUAAGAGUUCCACCUCAUAGAGUGUGGCUUCUCUAGUCUCGUCAACAAAAUAAGGGGACUUAUGCCCAUCCAUAUAUCUUCAAACUUUGUUUGAUUGUUGUACUUGUACGUGUUACAAAGAUUUAUUUAUAUAAUAAAAAAGUAAUAUUGUCUAUUUUAUAA